AGCAUUUUCCUCGGCUGUGGGUGUGAUGUCUCUGUGUAACGCUAAUCAGCUCUGGAGACGUCAGCAUUCUUUCAGUCCUCCACCACCUCCAUCCUCCUCUCCUCCUCUCUUACCCACUGUCUUCACCUUCCUAUCUUUCCAAUUCCCCCUCUUUCUCCCUUCUUAUCUUUUCUUGUCAUCCGAAACGUAUUUCACUCCUCUCCGCUCCUCCUCGCCUCUUCCUCCAUCCUCGUCCCCGUGUCCCGUCCUCUGUGUUUGUGUGUGUGUGUGUUGUCUCUCCACUGUAACCGUAAGCAGCUUCGCUCUUGAGUCGUCAGCGUUCUUUCAGCUGCUCCAUAAAAAUACAGCCUGCCACAGCAAAAAAGCUGUCUGUUGUAGCAACAGUGGCGGUGGCAUUGACCACACUGCAGCGAUCACCCCACAAGCAUUAUGGGAAGGACACCUCUGGCCUCUGUGUGUGUGUGUGUGUGUGUGUGAGUGUGUGUGUUUGUGUGUGUACCCAAGAUGAAUGGUGAAACCUUUGCUCAGCAGUUGAUCCUUAACCUGGGUGACUUACACAUAGUCCCAGAACAUGUACGCACUAGUACAUGUACCGUGAUGUAGUUAACUUUCUUUGUCUAACCUUGGUGGAAUAGGGCCAAACUUUUCCUGCUCUCCAAGAGGUCUCAUCCCUAAUGUUUCUGACUGAAACGAGCAGAGCAUAAAAAUAUUGAAAGCGUAUAGACGGAGAUGUCACUGUGAGAAAAUACCAUGAAAGAUGCCUAUCGGUCUGGGUUCACACAAAGCUCCGACCCCCCUGUCGGCGUGGUGAAUUCUGUGGUGGGAACCAACGGGGUGGAUGGUGUUUACUAGCAUUAACGUAUAAGGAACUCUGUUCGCAUGAAUUGCCAGUCGACUGUAACAGACGUCGCUGUCAGUCGUCAUCUCAGAGUGGGUAUUAGAUGAACGUGGUACCCGCCCACGUUUUACCCGCCCACGUUUUCCACCUAUCAUCACUACAAAGCACUAAAUGUCAUUUGGUGGUCUCUUGCCACCACAACGCUGCGUGCAUCUAACAAAAUGUUUCUGAACGCAUCAGUUUCCUCGAAACUGUUUGAGCUUCUCUUCUUAAUAUUAAUGUGUUUGUUUACAAGCUUAGCGCGUUCUUCCAUUACCUGCUGCACUGCACUGGUUCUCUGGCUUGUUAGUUUGCCACCUGUCCAUCCAAUCCCAUAAAAACUGCUUCAUAGCACAAGUAGAGGUGAAAAGUCCAACCUGUGCUUUUAAUUUGCGACGGAUGGUUAACUCCAUUUUUUAAAACCAAAUAAUUAAUGAGUUUUACAAUGAAGCUGUAAUGUGUUACACUGCUGAGUAUAUUAAAGUGGAGACUGGAGAGUAAGUCAGGGAACAAGCGUCUAAACACACGAGUUAAAUAGUUAACAAUUAAUUGGUAUAUUGAUCUGUAAUAAAAAAAAUAUAUAUUUGCUGUAGAGAUAGCAUCCUUAUCUGAACUGUGGCUUAGUAGAAUUAAUUUAUGAUCAGAUCAAACAAACCAUGCACAUAUUGCCUUUAAGAUCUCACUGACAGUAUUACGGGUAGAUUGGUCCACGUGUCUCGAGGAACUUGUCACAGCACUUCUGUAGAUAUGGACUGAAUGUGUUCUGCUUCUUCACGUAAUCUCAAUGUAAUCGGUCCUGAUGAUGCUGAGAUCGUGGAUCUGUGGGAGCAUCUUGACUGCUUGUUCCUCUUAUGGCUAAAGAUGAGUCUGGUCAGACGACUCUGUGAUGGUCCUGCGUCUGCUAAUCUCAAGUGUUUUUAAAGUCGUUUUAAUUGUGUGUAUUUUAGCGAAGGUAUCAAACCUCUGCACCAGGAGCUAGUGCAGCACGUUCUCCAGUUUCCUUGCUUGUCUCCACGAGCUCUGCUGUGCUCUUUAAAGAGCUACAUUUGCACGUUUGUGUACUUGCAGUCAACCGUUUUAUAUGUGUGUUUUAUUGUGCCCCGCUGGCAUGGCGGCCGGGUAACGUGCAUGUGUGUGUGUGUGUGUGUGAGCGUGCGUGUGUGCUUGGCGGCAUGCUUUUUGUUUGUAUGUAGAUGGAUGGUGGGGGGUUUGGACACGAGGGAAAUAAACCAGUGCCUGCCAGGAAAACACACUCCUUUUUUUCGCCCCCUUAUGUUUUCACUCUCCCCCCUCUCUUUCUCUUCUCCUACUCCCUCUUUGUGCCACCCCCACCCCCAGCAGCCAUCCUCAGUCUUCGUGCCUUUGAUCCGUCUUUUGUGUGAGGAUGCACCUCCAGCUGUGGGAUGCUGCAUCCCGACAAAAUGCUUGAGUGCAGCGGUACAUGUCAUUUAUUGAGAAGCAGGUCUUUAUAUAUGUGUAUGCAUAUAUAUAUAUAUACAUACACACAGUUAAAAGAAAGAACUCGCUGAUCAUCACCUGUUAAACGUGAAACCUUGUGUGUCGUCCCCCUUUUUCUCAUGUUCUCCACUGUUUCAUACCAAGUUGCUGUGCAUUUCACAUGUUCUCAUGUGCAUGCAUAAUUACUUGCAUCUGCUUGUCGGUACAUUUUUCUUUCAUCUACAGCUAUUUAUAACCAUAGGAUUUGUGGCACAAACACUCACACAGCCUCCCAGACAGACAGAGGUGCAUUGUGGGGGAGGCUCGCUGACAGUACGGUGCCUUUUGAUGGAGAAGAAAAAAGAUGAAACGAGACAUGUUGCCUCGUGUCACUUAAAUGUCAUCACUUUCCCCCUUAAGAAAAAAAAAGAAAAAGAAAAAAGAAAGCUGUUGUGAAGUAUUUUCCAAACUAUUUUGAACUUUCCCUGGUGUGAAAUACCUAAGAGAGUUUAAAUAUAUAUAUGCCGAGAGAACAGGCUGUCUUUAAUCAGCAAAUUGGUUUAGCUAAACUUCUGAUUCAGCAGUAUCAGGUGCGCCGGUUUGGCUGAGAAGCAGGUUUUUAUGCUUUGAGGACCUCUGCGCUUCGACAGCCAAUCGCACGCAACCUCGUUCUCUCAUUGACCCCUCUGGUGCCCUCAAGGUUUUUUCUGCAGCAACAUUUUGGGCUCAGGUAGAUGAGGUCAUUAAUAUGGAGGGAAGCGGGUUAAAAGUGAGGGAGGAGGGCAGACAUCUGUGUGGCAGGAGAACGAGAGGGAGGGCCGAGAGAGUGAGAUUGGGGAAUCUGCUGAGUCAUCAUGACUGGUCUCAUGAUGAUCGCUCAGCAGCAGCAGCAACAAUAGCCGCCCUUUAUCCAACACACACACACACACACACAGGUCUGAGAGAUGAGAGCAAGACGCCACACAAAGCAUCUCAUUGAGAGCCGGUGGAGAUGCUCCACCGCGGAGCCGUGCGCUCUAAGGUCUGAUCUCAUCUUUUACACUCGCUCCUCUUCUGAUUCACACGGAUGCGUCUCCAUCCUUUUGUCCCUUGUUUCCACUUUAGCACAAACGCACCAUUUCGUCUGGUUUGAUUUCAUUUUCAUCCCUGGUAAACGUAGCUCUGUCGUCGUGCGUCUCUUCUGCGCGCUCUCAGGGCCCUAACAGUUGGUUUUCCCCUGGAGUCCUUCCCACAAAAUUUACCACUUCCUCUUCUUUCACACUCAUUUCAUUCCUAUUGGCCUGAAGCCAGCCAAUAAGAGCUCAACAACACAAAGGUGGUGGGCACUAUCGGUGUAACCGCAAGGAAACAGGAAGUCAGGGAAAUUCUGAGAAAAGUGUGUGUCACUUUCACUCAUAGAAUCUGAUACAGAUGCAUCAUCGCUAACAUGCUCCCACAACUGUGCCUCAACGGCAAAUUUAGAUUUGGUAAAUCUCCACUUGUCGCGGUCUGUUCAGAAGAGCAAGGCUCUUGUGGCAUGACGACGACUAACAAAGGAAAUAAAGCCUUGAAGGUGAAGCGUGAGCCGGGCGAGAAUGGCACCAGCCUCACAGACGAGGAGCUUGUCACCAUGUCGGUGCGGGAGCUGAACCAGCACCUCCGAGGGCUCUCCAAAGAAGAGAUCCUGCAGCUGAAGCAGCGGCGACGCACCCUGAAGAACCGGGGCUACGCCGCCAGCUGCCGAGUGAAGCGAGUCACCCAGAAGGAGGAGCUCGAGAAGCAGAAGGCCCAGCUGCAGCAGGAGGUGGACAAACUGGCCAACGAGAAUGCUUCGAUGCGUGUUGAGCUGGACGCUCUGAGGUCUAAGUACGAGGCGUUACAGACCUUUGCCAGGACUGUGGCACGGAGCCCCACUGUCGGGGUCGGGGUCAGGGCCGGAGGGGGAGGAGGAGGAGGAGGGGGAGGGGUCGCGUCGUCGGUCAUCGGUCCCCUCAUACCGGGGAAGGUGGCGACGGCGACGAGCGUGAUUACAAUAGUGAAGUCAAAAACCGAUGCACGGUCUUGAGGGAAGGGAGGGUAGAUGAGGGCGAGUCGGGACGGAGUCGCCUUCGCCGCUGGCCCCCCUCUCCUCCACCUGCACUGACGUCAAACAGCCGGGCACCUCCAUCGCCGCGGCGCGUUCCCGUCUCCCGUCUCAGAUCAGUGCAGAUGAAGGAAAGGGUGGAAGCAGAGGAGGACUGUUGAGUCUAUAAAGAUGCAAGCCCUUGGUCAGCGCAUGAUCAUUUAGCACAGGACAAACACACAGGGUUCCUAUAGUCACUGAAAGCCUGGAAAUGUCAGAAUUUGAGAGUAGUCACAUUCCAGGUCAAGAGAAAUUCAAUUAAAUUCUAAAUGCUCAAGUCGGUCGACUUUCUAUUGUGAAGUUUAACUGCUGGUAGAUGUAGACAUCUCUAAUAACCCUGUCACACAUUUGCACAGUAGAUCUAAAGCGGUUGUUCGCCCAAACUAAGACGUAUCACAUUGAAAAUUACGGCCAUCGACACAAACAUUAGAACAUCCUGUAGUACGGAUGAACCAUUGGAAUGGAUCCAGACAAAACUUUACGUGAUCUGCUGAUUUCAGUGGCUGCAGAGAAGUCCCAUCUUGUUCCACCUAGCCAAGAACUUUUUCAGAAAGGUACUAUAGAAAAAUAUAUAUUGGUGGUAACUGUAUUUCUACUGUUUUGUACUGUGUUGUCAUUCACAUGAGGUCCAAGGUGUAUUCUCUGUGUGUGAAUUGUUAUAUAUCAGGAAUUCUGUGAAAUUCUGUGGCGCGUGUUCGUUUUUGGUAUUGCUAUAUUUAGUUAGCUGUUUAUUUUUAUUUUUUUUUUUCUACGGUCUCUUCACUUUCGACGUUUCGCUUUCUCUCCCCUGUUCUUUCUCUGUCCUUCCAUUUUUCAAUUCCAACUGGCUUCCAUUAUUACAUACAGUACUUCCUGGAUUCGCGGGGGAGGAAAAGGCAAUUGAUAUUUUACCAAAAAGGAAAAACUAACACAGGACUAUGGUAAAAAGAGGAUAAAAGUUGUUCAAGUUAUAUUAUUUUAAUAUGUGGGAAAUUUCAGGGAAAUGGUGGUUUUAACGCCAUAGAAGAACAAAGAUCAAGUUGUGUUUCUUUUGCUCAAAACUUUAUUCACGAAAUUUGGAAGGGCAAGUGCCUUGGUCUCCUAAUGAUAUGCAUCAAUAAGAAGUCAAGAGGAAUGGUGGAAGGAUGGUGGAGAUUCAGUGAAGGUGUUUGCUGAUACCUGUGCUUAAUAGCAUACACUGACCAAUCAGGAAUCAGGUCGUAACAGCAUUUAACUCUCGCUGUGCAUCGUUGUAUGAGCUGUGUAGUAGCCAUCAGGAUUAAUUAUAUCGGUAACACUCAUUUAUGUGACUUGGCAGUUCAAAAAAAAAAAGAAAAGAAAAAAAAAAUGGAAAAAGUCCAAAUAUCUGUUCAAAAUGGAGGUUACUACAUCUGCAGAGGAAAAAACAAUCUGCCUCAAAUUAGAGACGUUUACGUUGCUUUCUGUUUGUUUUCACCCACAAAACUCAUGUCGCAAGUGGAAACGUGAUUAGAGAUGGUGCAGUCUGCUAGCACAGAUAACAUUUCUGUGAAUUUCCAGUCACAUAAAUGGGCUGUCAUAUCUCACGGGCUUUACCAUAACAGUAGUCUUAUGUGGUGUGCUAUACUCGAAGAAUCUUUGUCUAUGUACGGUGGAGUCUGGAAUUUUAUAAAGACGAUUAUCUUUGCAUUGUUUGUAACGACAUGUAAAAAAGGAAAAAAAAAGAAAAAAAAAUAUAACAAAAUCUGUUUGAUAUACAGUAUCUCUCUAUUUUGCAAUUGUACCAAAAGUGGCUUAACUACUGAAUAGCUUUGUUUUUUCUCUAGUGACUAGGCACGUGUGUGUAACCGUGAACUAGCGUGUGGUGUGCUGUGUAGGUAUGUGACGAGGUAAUAUAAUGUUCACUAUUUCAUGGAUAUGACUUUGAUCCGUGUUUGAUUUCAGGCCGAAGAGGGUGAUGACACAGUGUGUAACUGCGCCUCUUCUCUAAUCAUAAAAUCUUUGUCCUCCCGGCCCCAUCAGUCAACUGCAGCGCUGCAGACGCGUCGGAUCAUUUGUUAAAACUGCACUCGUGAAUCUGAAAAAAAGUUCACUUUGGCUGACCCAUUUUAGGCAGUUCUGAGCAGGCCUUUAUUUUGGACCUCGCUGCGUUCAAGGCCCGUUAUUGUGGAUGAAAUUACCGAUGAGAAGUGUUUGGUUGACCUCACAGGCUCUGUGGUAUUGUGUAUUCAGGUCAUCUGGCAAAGUAACGGGGAUGUGAAACUCAACUACAGGUCUUUCUGGCUGCAUCACACCCACUCCAAUAACUUAUUUUUGUAGUGUGUGAUAAAAACAUUUUGUUUUUGCUGUGUACAUUUUAUGUAGUUAUGUAUAUUUAAUAUCGUAUUUGUUUUUGAACUGUUCUGAAAGUGUCAGGGAAGUGAAAUAACAUUUGUUAGUGUAUAUGGUGUUUUCAUGAAGUGAACAAACAAACAAAAAAACUCUCCUAUUUUGCAGUCAGAUAGUGAGACUUAUCUUUGAGUACAGUUGCUCCAUUUAAAGAAUUCAUCCUUUACAGAAAUGAAAGCAAUUUAAUUAAUUUAAUGGUGAAAAUAUGAGUUACUCGUGCAGCCUUUUACCUGAACUGCUAAUUCUCCAGUGUGAAGAUAAAUGGAGUCUACUGCUGUGCAGUUACUAGGAUUCGUGGGCUGUGUUGUCAUCUGUACAGAAUAUAACUAGAAUUCAGACGGAGGAACAAAGGCGUCAGGGGAUAAACGGUUUUGAGAUUUAAAAAUAUUAUUUAUCUGUUAUCUCUAAAUUGAUAACCACUUUCAGUCAAGCGUGAAACCAGAGAGCUUCAAAUGUCAAAUGAAAAAGGACUUGUCACGGGAAUAUGCUGAAUAUUAUGCAGCUAUGAGGAAACUUUGGUUAUAUACCCGUUUAAUUUAUGUGUUUCAUUCACGUUUUCUUUAAAAGCGCCUGUUUUGCACGGGCUAAAUGCCAUUAUUUGAUUGUUUAAACUUCUCCUUUCUCUCUAUCACUCUGUUGCUUCCUGUCUGUUUUUACAUUUCCUUGCUAAAUGGUAAUUUUGUUUUUCUGUUUUCUCACUGGCAAGUCCUGUGUGGUGCUUGUGGUCAUGUGAUAUAAAAUAGGAAGAAACACGGCUUGUGUUAAGACUAGGUUGUGUCAAACUGUACAACUGUAUGUGCCACUGUCGAACAAUAUGGUCUAUCCUACUCUGUAUUUUUAUGCUCCUCUAGUUUAAAAAGGAUGCAUACUGUGUAAAUGUGUCAACAUGGUGGCUGCUGUUAAAUAGACAUAUCUAAUUAUGCAAACUGUGUAGGGCAAAAUUAGAACUCCUGCCGCACAGGAGCAGUGAUGCUAUUGUAGUCGUUUUGUCAAGUUGUCCGUUUUAUAAUUGCAGGUCCAGUGUGAUGUGACAAGGUUAAAGAGCUAAUAUACAGUGUUUAGCAUUUUAUACUUGGGUAUAAACGCCAGUGCCGGUUUGCCUCUGUUUAAAUUUGGCUAAUGUGUUGUGGCUUACUUUUACUUUUACCCAGUUUCACUUAACUCUUAACUGUGAAAACAUCCAAGACUUUUUUUUAUCCAUCUCCAACUGAGAAGAGGAGGGAAUGCAAAAAAUAAAAAUAAUAAAAAAAAAUAAUAAUGUAGCUUUUCACGCAAGGCCUCCAGUCGAGCUGAAGAACUUUUGUCUUCCAGACUUGAAUUUCUUGUAGUGUGAAGCAGCGUGUCGGAUCUCUAAGCAAAUGAGGUUAAACAUUACAGAAGUUUAAUCCCGAUUCUCACUCAGCAGACACGGUCAGCCGACAGCACCGACCUUCAGCGAUUAUCAGACAGGGCGGUCUGGUGACUUUUCAUAACAGAGUUUAUGAGCUUUAAGACGUGCUGACCUUAUUUUCCGCUGCCUGUGCUGGGGUCACGACCUCCUUUAUUGAUAAGACAUUUCAUCACAAACCCGAGCAACCACUCCUACUCGAACCACAUCUAUAAAUAUUUUACAGAGGCAGAUGAAGAGCGCUGGAGACACAUCUGAUAAGACCCGCUUCCCAUUUCUCCACUCUUCACAGAGUGUCCGCAGGUUAACUCAGCAGCCUGCCAAGCCCUUACUCAAAACACCCAAUUCUUCCAGAACAUGCAAAUCAUUAACUCCUUAUCUUUCUCCUCGGCCAAUCGGUAUGUAGCCAUCCGAUUGUUACUCUGUGUAGUGAAUCACGCCACUGGGCUCUAAAAGCCCUUUCACCCACCGCUGAUCUGGAUCGAUGAGAGCAAAUGAACCGAGGAUCCCUUUGAUCGUUUGUUUGGUGUUUUCAUCAAUAAUAACGUUUGUUUUGCCUCCCAAGUUACCCUAUCUUCUGCUGCUGUCUCUUACCGUCUGCUGCCCUUGCCCACAUGCAAAUAAUCAGGUAUCACGUCACUUAUUUGAACUUUUUUUGUUGUGACAGUCUCCCUCUUUGCUUUUCGUCAUGAAGAUAUUUUAUUUGUUUCAGACCACCAUGGGAGCUGGGAUACUUUUGUGUUUAAAAGUAUAUAAUGGUCAGAUUAAAGCUGUAGAAAAGUAGUGAGUUUGUGUGAAUAUGGCGUAACCUAUUGAGAAAAGCCCUUGUAAUAGGAAAAUCUGUGUUUUGUAAUAUUUCUGUAUGGGGUGUAAUAAAUUAUUCUAUGACAGUACUUUCUAUGGGAAAAUACUUAAAAUGUGACAGUCUUUGUAAGUAUUUAUCUUCGACUAAAUUAUUGUACUUUUUUUGCAAUUUGUAGAUAGUGAUGAUGACAAGGUAUUGGUAAUCAUGAAAUUAACUGUUUCAUCAUCGGUCCGAUGCAUCUUUUAAUUUAUUGAUGUAUAUACUGUACGUUUGUUGAUAAACAGCUUACUUUAUUUUGUAUAUGACCAAUAAACAUGUUUUAAAAUGGAA
This is a messenger RNA of Mugil cephalus (flathead mullet), 9283 nucleotides long. It is a transcript of the gene mafgb, whose product is annotated as v-maf avian musculoaponeurotic fibrosarcoma oncogene homolog Gb. Gene Ontology annotation, biological process: regulation of transcription by RNA polymerase II; regulation of epidermal cell differentiation. NCBI's taxonomy places the organism in Eukaryota, Metazoa, Chordata, Actinopteri, Mugiliformes, Mugilidae. The transcript is spliced from 3 exons. The record is from RefSeq and is a predicted model, not a curated record. The coding region runs from base 3741 to 4358 and encodes 205 amino acids. Gene Ontology annotation, molecular function: DNA-binding transcription factor activity, RNA polymerase II-specific; RNA polymerase II cis-regulatory region sequence-specific DNA binding. Gene Ontology annotation, cellular component: nucleus.